Molecule: messenger RNA, 1944 nt
Organism: Didymosphaeria variabile
Lineage: Eukaryota; Fungi; Ascomycota; Dothideomycetes; Pleosporales; Didymosphaeriaceae
Gene: MIC60
Product: MICOS complex subunit mic60
Exons: 2
Coding region: 1-1944 (647 amino acids)
Biological process (GO): cristae formation
Cellular component (GO): MICOS complex
Source: RefSeq, a predicted model, not a curated record
AUGCUGCGCGCCUCGAUCCUGCGCGCCCGGCCAGCCCUGAGGCCAAUUGCCCCCAGGGUCCGCCCGCAGUGGCAGCAAGCCCAGCGCUUCUACGCCGACGAUAAAAAGACGCUGGGCGAGACCAACCUUCCCAAUCCCGCGCCCUCCGUCACUCCGUCGCAAGGUGCACCCGUCGAAAACGCGACAAUCCCGCCGUCUGACAUCCCGAAGCCACCACCGGCUCCCGAGACGGCUGCCUCCCGCUCUGCGCCCGUCGAGCAGCCCACGACCCUCCCUCCUACCGGCCCCGGAAACGCCAGCGUAGCUCCCGACCCAAAGAGCGCACCGAAGCCGAAGAAGAAGCGUCGCAUCGGUCGCCUUUUGUUCUACACGUUGCUGCUGUCUGCCCUCGGAUACGCUGGUGGCGUGUGGUACUCGCUGGUUUCGGACAACUUCCACGACUUCUUCACCGAAUACAUACCCUUUGGCGAGGAUGCCGUGGCUUAUUUUGAGGAACGCGAGUUCCGGAGACGCUUCCCUGGACGUGCUGGCCAGCCACGAUUGCACCCGCAGACCACGGGUGAGAACAAGGUCACCAUAGCCGGAAAGAGCGGCCUUACCUCGCGAUUAGCCACCGAGGGCGGCUCUGACUUGGCCGUCAGUGGCCCGCAUGUCAGCGCUGUCGAAGACAAUGCCAAAGCUGCUCACGACAAGUCGUCGCCUUCACCCAAGAAAGAGGAGAAGCCUGCUGAUUCCAUCAGCCAUAAACUGCUGCCAAAGGAAGAAGCGAAGCCUGCACCAGUAGAGGAAGCGAAGGCUGCCGCAACCCCAGCGAAGCCCAUUGCGCAGAUCGAUCACCUUAAUGUCGCGCAAGCCGGCGAACCCGUAGUGCAGGACGUUGUAAAGAUCGUAAACGACAUCAUCACCGUCAUCAAUGCCGACUCUUCUCGCGACAACAAGUACGAUUCUACGCUGGAGAAGGCCAAGUCGGAACUUAGCAAAGUCGUGUCGGACAUCAACCUGCUCAAGGCGAACAUCCAGAAGACGGCUGAGGAACAGAUCAAUGCCGCUCACACUGAGUUUGAUGCUGCCGCAAAAGAGCUUGUUCAGCGCCUCGACCACCAGAUGAAGUCUCAGGAGACACAGUGGAAGGAGGAGUACGAGAACGAGCGCGAGCGUCUUGCUCAGGCAUACAGGGAGAGGAUGCGCUCUGAAUUGGACGCCGCCCAGAAGGUUUACGAGCAGAAGCUGAAGAACGAGCUGCUUGAGCAGAGCAUCGCCCUCCAGCGCCAGUUCGCCACGUCUGUGCGGGAUCAGGUUGAGACGGAGCGCGAAGGCCGACUUGGCAAGCUCAACGAGCUCUCUUCCUCCGUACAAGAGCUAGAGAAGCUGACUGCAGAAUGGAACCAGGUCAUUGAUGCGAACCUCAAGACGCAGCAUCUUGUGGUCGCCGUAGAGGCCGUGAAGUCUGCUCUGGAAAACCAGGUCGUACCGAAGCCCUUCAUCACUGAGCUCGCUGCUUUGAAGGAGAUUGCCGCUGAUGACGCGGUUGUCGGCGCCGCCAUUGCGAGCAUCAACCCCGCUGCAUACCAGCGUGGCAUUCCCAACUCGGCACAGCUCAUUGACCGUUUUCGACGCGUCGCUCAGGAGGUGCGGAAAGCUGCUCUUCUCCCCGAAGAUGCCGGUGUUGCAUCGCACCUUGCCUCGUUGGCCAUGUCAAAGGUCCUGUUCAAGAAGUCUGGCCUCGCUGUAGGACAAGACGUUGAAGCCGUCCUCGCCAGGACAGAGGCACUCCUCGAAGAGGGCGACCUCGAUGCAGCAGCUCGCGAGAUGAACGGCCUCCAAGGCUGGGCUAAGGUGCUCAGCAAGGACUGGCUCGGCGAGUGCCGAAGAGUUCUCGAAGUGAAGCAGGCUCUGGACGUGAUUGCUACGGAAGCGCGGUUGCAAAGUUUGCUUGUAGACUAA